AUGCAAGUGCCGGUUCUCGGCUGCACUUUCCUCACGCUGUCAGAUCGUGAGGAAAGUACUGCCGAGAACCGGCAGUUGUCAGAGCGGGGAUCGGCACCAAUCAUCAGGGCACUGAUGAUCAGUGCCCUGAUGAUCGGUGCCCAGCAGUGCCACCCACAAGUUCCACCCACCUGUGCCCAGCACUCCGCCCACCUGUGCCCAGCAGAUCACCCACCUGUGCCCAGCAGUGCACCCACCUGUGCCCAGCAGUACACCCACCUGUGCCACUCUGCAGUGUCACACACCUGUGCCCAGAAGUGCCACCUACCUGUGCCCAGCAGUGCCACCCACCUGUGCCCA
Staurois parvus is the source of this 339-nucleotide messenger RNA. NCBI's taxonomy places the organism in Eukaryota, Metazoa, Chordata, Amphibia, Anura, Ranidae. The record is from the annotation of a GenBank genome assembly.